Molecule: messenger RNA, 1682 nt
Organism: Zophobas morio
Lineage: Eukaryota; Metazoa; Arthropoda; Insecta; Coleoptera; Tenebrionidae
Product: ATP-dependent RNA helicase DDX54-like
Exons: 16
Coding region: 58-1626 (522 amino acids)
Cellular component (GO): nucleus
Molecular function (GO): RNA helicase activity; RNA binding; ATP binding
Source: RefSeq, a predicted model, not a curated record
AACGAUAUUAUCAAGCAGAUUCCUAUAAAAAGACAAACUUUGUUGUUCUCCGCUACCAUGCCUAAAGCUUUAGCAGAUUUUACUCAAGCAGGUUUAAAGGAUCCCGUUCUAGUUAGACUCGAUUUGGAAACAAAAUUAAGUGAAAAUCUCCAACUUUCUUUUAUAAAAGUAAGAAGUGAGGAUAAACUCGCUCACUUGUUGUAUUUACUUUCGAUCAAGGUCAAAGCAGAUGCUCCAACUUUGGUGUUUGUUGCGACGAGGCAUCACGUGGAACUUCUAAAGGAAAUUCUUGUUCGGAAUGGCCACUGUUGUUCGUACCUUUACGGAUCUCUCGAUCCCAUUGAAAGAAAAAUUCAAGCCGCCAAUUUUCGGGAGGGCAAAACCAAUGUUCUUGUCGUUACUGAUGUCGCUGCAAGGGGGAUCGACAUUCCCCUUCUCGAAUGCGUGAUUCACUAUCACUUUCCUGCUACUCCCAAGCUCUUUGUGCAUCGGUCAGGUCGCGUGGCUCGGGCAGGCCGUCACGGUACUGCUUAUGCAUUGGUUGCUCCGGAUGAACUGCCUUAUAUGCUUGACCUUCACCUCUAUCUCGGCCGUCCAAUCGCUUCUACCAGCGCUAGCGAGACCCCAGAUGCGAAUUUUUUUUGGUGUGUUUCAGAAGGAAUUCUGGAGCCCUUUCGCGAGUGUUAUUCCGACCUUCAUUCGCGCAGUACCGAUGUGCAAUCUCUUUUUCGAGUCUGUCAAAAUGCCAUGCAGAUGUACCUCCGUUCUCGGCAGAAACCCUCAACUGAGUCAGUGCGCCGCGCUAAAGAACUUCUUGAACAGAAUUUUGGGGCCCACCCGGACUUCUCCUCCGCUCAGGACACGACUCGCGAAACUUUUUUGGCUCAAGUGAAAAACUUUCGGCCGUCUCAAACCAUUUUUGAGUAUAAAAAAAUCAAGCACCCCUCAAACGAACUGCUGGACUUGAUGAAGCUGAAGCGCAAGCAACAUGACGCUUCUAUUCAGAGGCGAAAGCGGGAAAGAACCGCUGGCAAAGAUACGGUGCAACCUCCCAGCGACGGGCGCGAGAAGCCGGCUUGCGAGCUGAAUAUAGUGAUAAACGUGCCAAAGUCCAAAAGCGAGCGAAGCGAAUUUUUCAUUCCGUAUCGCCCAUCUAAUUAUUAUCAAGAAAAAGGAUUGCGCUCAUCGGAAUGCUUUCAGUCUUCCGUCUGCAGUCAGAUUCUCGACUUGACUCAAGACGAAGUUGAGCAGCAUGAAAAACCCAACAACUUUAAAAAAUGGGACAGAAAAAAGAAAAAGUUCGUUGGUGUUGAAGAAGACAAGAAAAAAAAACGAAUCAAGAACGAGGCGGGAGUCUGGAUCAGCGCUUCUUAUAAUACGCACAAAUACAAAGAAUGGAAGGAGAAGCACAAUAUCGGUCAUUCCGGAGAAGUUUUGGACCAUUCUCCCCACGUGUCCCCACAUGGCCGCCGCAAUAACCUUUCGAGGGUUGGUUGUAAAGGAGUGCGUGCCAGGAAUGAGCUCAAAACGAAGGAGGUUAUAUUAAAAGAAAGGCGCAGAAAAGAAAAAAUCCGGAACCACAUUAAGAAAGUUCGGGGAAAAAAAUUAAGGCUGAAGAAGAAAUAAGGAAUGAAUUCUACGAACCAGUACGUAUUCUUUAGGGUCUUACAAGGAAUAAACUA